AUGAGUGUCCCGGCAUAUGAAACAUCCAGCAACAAAAGUCCCCGUGACGGGGACAAGUCCAUCGAGCACACCACGGGAUGGGCCACAGACGUCGACCAUGGCGCCGAGACCGACCUCCAUCGCUCGCUGUCGACCCGCCAUCUGACCAUGAUUGCGCUGGGGUCCUCGAUUGGUAUGGGACUAUGGCUGGGGAGUGGUACAUCGCUUCAUAGCGGCGGUCCGGCCUCCAUCUUCAUUGGAUACUUGCUGAGUGGUACAAUGAUCUGGGCUGUGGCACAUUCCAUCGGUGAAAUGGCCGUCAUGUAUCCUCUCCCCUCGGCAUUCAUCCAGUGGACAUCGAUCUUUGUUGAUCCUGCAGCGGGGUUUGCGUUGGGAUGGGCGUACUGGUUCUCGUUCUGGAUCACCAUUGCGAACGAGCUGCAGGGUGUGGUUACGGUGUUGGGCUUCUGGACAGACAAGGUGCCCACCGCAGCAUGGAUCAGUAUCUUCUGGGUGGUCAUUAUCUUCAUCAACGUCUGGGCGGUCAAAUUCUUCGGCGAGGUCGAAGUCGUUUCUUCCACAAUAAAGUUCUCCUGGAUCUUUGUCGUCAUCAUCUCCUUGAUCGGUGGCGCGCCCAACCAUGAAGCCGUUGGUUUCCGGUACUGGAACUCAGAACCCUUCAUCAACGGCUUCAAGGGCUUCCUCUCCGUGAUGCCGACGUGUAUUUUUGCCAUGUCCGGGUCUGAGAACUCGGCCCUUGUCGCCGCGGAGACUUCGAACCCCCGCAAAUCCGUCCCCAGAGCGGUUGGAUCGAUGUGGAUUCGCCUGUCGCUGUUUUAUGUCCUUGGUUCGCUGAUGAUCACCAUCACGGUGGACCCGAACAACCCGGAUCUGUUCGGAGGAGAGGGGGUCAACGCCUCGCCCUUCGUCAUUGCGUAUCGGAAUUCUGGUCUGGCUCCUAUGGCCCAUAUUAUGAACGCUGUCAUCUUCAUCUCCGUCGUCUCUACGGGCAGUAUCUCCGCGUAUGCUGGUUCGCGGUCGCUGAUGGGGUUGGCCCAUCUGAAGAUGGCACCCAAGUGGUUCGGAACGGCAGACAAGGUCGGACGGCCAGUGGCUGGCCUGUUCAUCACUCUCCUUAUUGGAGGCGGUCUCGCAUACCUGAACGUUAGUAACAGCGGUGCGACGGUCUUCGGCUGGUUCUCGAAUAUCACCUCUCUGUUUACCCUCUUCGGCUGGGGAAUGAUCUGUCUGUCGCAUCUCCGUAUGCGCUAUGCCUGGAAGAUCCAGGGUCGGUCGGUCGAAGACCUGCCAUGGAAAUCCUGGACCUUCCCCUAUGCCGCGUACUGGGGUCUGCUCUGGUGCAUCUUGCUGAUUAUUGCCGAGUUCUACCUGUCGCUCUGGCCGCUGGGAGGGAGCCCGGAUGCUGAGACCUUCUUUGCGAACUAUGUCAGCGUCGUUGCGAUCGUGGUCAUCUAUAUCGGCGCCAAGAUCUACUACCGCGGACGCAUGUGGGUGGAUGCCAGCACCAUCGACUUGGAUGCGCAUCGUCGGUUCUAUAAUGACCAUUUGGAUGAAGAAGCCAAGGUCGAGAAGACUGGCGUCAGCAAAUACGUCUCCAAGAUGGUCGGAGUGAUCACAAACUGA
Molecule: messenger RNA, 1623 nt
Organism: Aspergillus terreus NIH2624
Lineage: Eukaryota; Fungi; Ascomycota; Eurotiomycetes; Eurotiales; Aspergillaceae
Product: putative amino acid transporter
Exons: 4
Coding region: 1-1623 (540 amino acids)
Biological process (GO): amino acid transmembrane transport
Cellular component (GO): membrane
Molecular function (GO): amino acid transmembrane transporter activity
Source: RefSeq, a predicted model, not a curated record